AUGACCCUCAAACAUCAGCAUCAUCUUCCAGUGAGUUCGGAUCUUCGAACCGCAAUGAAAGAAGAUCAGCAAUCACUGUUGCAACUGCAUGAAGCUGGGAAUUUGCAAAAACAGAUGGCCAAUACUCGAAGCAAUGGCAAUGAGCAGAAAAUAAAGAUUCCAGCAAAAGCUCAAGCACAAGCUCACCCUGAAAAACGGACACAAGCUAAUACACAAGCUCCAACACAAGCUCCAACACAAGCUCCGACACAAGCUCCAACACAAGCUCCGACACAAGCUCCAACACAAGCACGUAUACAGAAGCAAACGAGGCAACCAAAAGGUCAAUUUAAACUCAUAUCUGUGAGUUUUAAAGAAGCGGCUUUAGACAGUCCAAGCUUCCGAGCCUCUGUAAAUCAUAUGGAUAACCAGUUGAACAAUAUUGAGCAAUGGCUUAUAGCCUUGAGUUCGUCCAUAAAAAAGCUUCCAAGAUAUUUGCAAGAGGUGGAGUCUUUUUGCAACUCUUUUUUGGAACAUUUGGCACCUGGGUUUUUACAAGACGGAUUUAUUGAUCAGGAGUAUACAGUGGAGGCGCUUCAUGCGACUAUCUUGGGACUAAAAACUAUAUGGGGACGAAGUUUAAACGCAUUUUCUAUCAAUCCACAAAUAUUGGAUGAAAUGAGCGAGUUCCGCAAGUCCAGAGUAGUCAAAUAUAGAGAGCUUCGUCGAAGAUUUGAAUUGUGCCAAAUUAAGUACGACAAGUACUUGAGCAUAUUCGUUAGUUCAUCUAAAUCAAAAGAUGCAGUUAUGGUGGUUGAGGAUGCAAAGCAACUACACCAAGUGAGAAAAGAGUACAUACAUAUCAGUUUGGACUUGGUUGUUGAGCUUCAAGAUAUAGGGAGCAGUUUGGAUCGUCUUUUGGUUACAUUAAAUUACAAAUUAUGGGAAAAGAAAUGGAGCCAGUUUGCCAACAGUGCUAGCUCAGAUGUCUUGCGCGAACAUUGGGAGAAAGUGCAACAAGUUCAGUCAUGGUGUGAGUCUUAUACUGUUGCAAUUGGGAAGUUGAGACACGAUAUGACGCAUGCAAGAUUGCAAGUAGAAGAAGGAGCCAACGUACAGUUUCAGCCUUCGCUUGCUCCGCUGGACUAUCUGUCAAGCUCGAUAAACUACAGGUCGUUGGCCGAAAUUGACGAGACGGGUUUUGAGAAGCAUGGGUAUCUAUUUAUGAAAUCUUGGGUCGAAAGGUCUUCAAAACCAGUUUGGGUGAGAAGGUGGUGCUUUCUCAAAAAUGGAGUAUUUGGAAUACUUGUUCUCUCUCCCUCACAAACAAGUGUAGAGGAGAGUGACAAAAUUGGUAUCCUCUUGUGCAAUGUGCAAUAUUCACCGAAUGAAGAUCGAAGGUUUUGCUUUGAAAUCAAAACAAGUGAAUUGACUAUAACUUUGCAGGCCGAAACCUUAAUUGAGCUCAAAUCGUGGCUUAAAGUAUUUCAGAAUGAACGUGACCGUGUGACGGCAGCGGCUCCGGAUAGUAGCUUGUUUCAAAUUGCAUCGAAUAGGUUUCCUCCUAUUCUUAACGAGUUUGCUUCAGGUGUAAAUACGGCAAUGGAUCGCGAACUUUCGAAUAUUCGAAUAAUCAAUUCAGCUGGACAAGCCAUAACAUCAAGCUCCUUAACACGGUAUGUGGAGAAAUUUGGGACCAUAUACGAGCGGCAUUUGUACUAUCAAAUCCCCAAAGUCAAUCCACCCAUCAUGACAGAUAGCACAAAAUCAGCAACUAUAGCAUAUAGUUGUGUUGCGGCAACUGUAUUGCCCACGGCAUUAACAGCAAAUAUCUGGGGAUCUGUAAACUGGGGGUUAUAUUAUUUGUACGACUCCGAAAAACAGUUUGCAGCUGAGAAAUUAGAGACCGUUAUUGAUUACGAAAUGGUAAAAUAUCAAGAGGACCAUUUAGGACUGAGCACCAUAUACCCUUCUUUUUUCCCGCAAAACUUGAUACCAUUAGACAUCCAGAUGCGUGCUUUAUUUGAAAAUGUACUACAACCAGGUGAAUAUUGUGUGAUGUCGUUUGGGUGUAUAUGGGCACCAAAUUCGAGACAAGAACUAGCAGGAAGGUGUUUUCUUACUACCAAUCAUGCUUACCUUUAUAACCAAGCCCUUGGGUUUGUUGCAUUGUACAAAGGAUUAAUUAGCCGAUUAGUUUCUGUUGAUUUUGUUGCACAGAGAAAUUUUGACCUCCUCAAAGUUUACGAUGUCGAUGGAGUAAUAAAACUCAAGCUAUUCCUGGAGGAUGUGAAACUAAUCAAAAAAAAGAUGACUUAUUUGAUUGACAACAUGGCUAGUGACCAACCAAAAAAUUUGAGAGCGGUUCUUGCUGCAUUUGUUGAAAUUGAAAGAGAGACUAAACGAGAAGAAGAGGAUCAGAAAAUCUUACGUAAAAUCAAUGAUUUGUCGAAGCAGUUGUCGUCGAAAAACCUAUCACAUGACAGAUUUGCAUUCACCGGAGACACUUCUUCGAUUGUGCCAUCUUUAAAUAGUGGUGCAUUGGCUAGAAAAAUUGAUUACACGGACCAUUACUCCUUAUUGCGUGAGGAUAUUUAUCCGAUCCCUCCAAAAGCUGUAUUUCAUGCCAUGCUAGGUGACGAUUCCGCUGUUUUCAAAGAUGAAACUGCUCUUACAAAAUUGGGGUAUUUUUUUAAAAAGCCAUGGAGAAGCAGUGAGCUUAAUGGCCAUCUUUAUAGACAAGCAACUAUACCGGUAUCAUAUGGAGGUAUAUCCAGUCGUUUACACUUUGAGCAAGAGAUUGAGGUUAUGGAUGACAAUUCGUACUACACAUUUACCCAUUCCAUUUCGGAGGUUGAAUUUUUUAUUGGUUCGCCUUUUAAACUUACUCAAAGAUUUGUAAUUGUUAGCAUCUCCGGUAAGAGAACAAAAUUAUUAUGUUUUUUCCGAGUCGAUUUCAAACGAUAUUCGAUAUGGAAUCCUUUAGUGCGCAUUGUGGUGAAUCAGAUCAGCAUUGACCAAUUUCGCAAGGUGAAUAAGAUGAUGAAAUAUGUUGUGAAAUCAGUGGGGCAUCAUGGUAUGAUUGUGAAAGCUAUUUAUUUGUACGGAAAACUCAGCCAUACAAAAGAAACUGAGACAGUUGAGCCAAUACCAUUGAUCCGCUUUGGAAUGCUAUUUAGUGUUCAGUUGCUCAGUGCCAAGAUUACCAAAACAUUGAAGCACUAUGCACGCUUGUGGUUACUAGCUGUAUUAACCGCUAUCAGAUACUUUGUCAAAUUUAUUAGUACAAAUUUUGUUUUGAUAGGCAUUAUCGUUUGUCUUUCUAUUCUUAACUUGAUGCUUGCUGGCAAGUCAACCAUAAAUUAUUGGACGGCACACAAAGCUAGCAAGUUGAUUCACGAUUAUGUAUCGCAGGAUCCAUUGAUGCUCCAACGUGCUGUGUACUCACGCGAUAUACAAGAUUACAUUCAAUCGAGCAUAAACAGUUAUUUCAGUCCUGAAACUAAAACCGUUGCCCGAAACCUCCGAAACGCAUACCAAGAUAUUGGUAUUAAACGACACGAAUUAUUGGUGCAGUUGAAACUAUUGGACAAGAUGGAGAAAGAGAUCAGUAUGGCCGAGUAUACAAACUGGUUGUAUGCUGAAGUGCAACAAUGCGACUACAUUCAGGAAAGUAUAUUGAGCCAGUUUUCAGGAAACAACCCAAGGGGCGAUUGGACUGAAUCUAGUACAGGUCAAUCAAAUCGUGGUGUUGAAAAUAUUUUGGAGUAUUGUCAAGAUUGUAGAGCAGUCCUCAAAGGAUUGAUUUAG
Molecule: messenger RNA, 3789 nt
Organism: Lodderomyces elongisporus
Lineage: Eukaryota; Fungi; Ascomycota; Pichiomycetes; Serinales; Debaryomycetaceae
Gene: SIP3
Exons: 2
Coding region: 1-3789 (1262 amino acids)
Cellular component (GO): cytoplasm
Molecular function (GO): protein binding; GTPase activator activity
Source: RefSeq, a predicted model, not a curated record